UGGGGGCAUUACAGUGUCAAAUAUGCAGCUCUUCAAAAGAGAUGUUAAACUGUGGUCCUCUCUGAGGAACCAAAUUCCCCUUUUUUUGUCCAGCUCAGGGUGGGAUUUUCUGUGCUGUUUGAAAACCGCCCCUUGAAACUGACGAAAGAGAACUGAUGCAUUAAACUACCCCUCCCACGCGUUUCACUGAAGCUGAAACACUCAGUGUGUCUGAAUGUUCCUUGGUGAAGCACUGAGAGAAGCUGGAACUUUAACUGACUGAGAGAGAGAGAGAGAGAAAUGGCGUUCAGAGUUACAGCGAUUCUCCUGUGCCUUGCCAGCCUCUCCGGAGCUGACAGCAGUCUGAGUGCUCCCGAGGACCUUCAUUUUGUCUCUGUGAAUACUGAAAACAUUCUACACUGGAGGCCACCUUCAGACUCCCCCACACCAGCUCUGUAUGACGUCCAAUACACAAGGUACGGUGUAGGAAUUUGGAUAGAGGUGCCACACUGUACGCACAUAUCAAACUGGUCGUGUGAUCUGACGUUGGAGACCUGGGAAUUCAACGAUACCUUCAUCACCCGAGUCAGGAGAGUUGUGGAGAAUGUGACCUCGGAAUGGCAGGUGGCAGAUUACUUCACGCCCAUCGAAUCCACUUCUCUAAGCUGCCCGACCUUUGAGGUAAAGGCGGACUUGAAGCAGAUUGUAGUCAGCAUCAAUCCGCUUGUUCUGCAGAGAGGUUCGCUCUUCAGGGCCAUGACGGACAUCUUCGGGUCUGCUCUGGUCAACAAAAUUCGAUUACGAAAGAACGGCUCUGAUCAGCACGUCUGGGAGUUUAAAGCACUCGGAUCGUGGCGAUCCAUGGAACUGAAACCAGGAGAGGUUUACUGUGUCAGCGUGCAGACAAGCAUCAGCACGCGUCCCAACCAUUCCAACUUCUCCAGUGAGAAAUGCCAACACAUUCCACAACUGCCACAAGGUAAGCCUCUGAUACGUGAAUGCCACACAGCUUCCACCACGUGGCUGGAGAGGGAAAGGCACGGGAGUAGGAUUAAUCGGAUGGUGUGA
Messenger RNA from Callorhinchus milii (elephant shark), 1047 nucleotides. Its product is annotated as interleukin-20 receptor subunit alpha. Gene Ontology annotation, biological process: blood coagulation. Gene Ontology annotation, molecular function: protein binding. Gene Ontology annotation, cellular component: membrane. The record is from RefSeq and is a predicted model, not a curated record. The transcript is spliced from 5 exons. Lineage: Eukaryota; Metazoa; Chordata; Chondrichthyes; Chimaeriformes; Callorhinchidae. The coding region runs from base 280 to 1047 and encodes 255 amino acids.